AUGCUUCUAUUUAACUACAUUGCUGCCAUCUUGGUGGCUUUCGUCACUAUUCAUGUCUCCGGAUCGAUGGCGAUGAGCCAGCCUGAAGUCGACACUACUGUCGCUACCGUCACGGCAAGCCAGGCCGCUCCCACUUUCGAUCUCGUCGUCAUGUUUAAGCAGGACUCUGCGGUUGGCGAGUUCGGAGUAUUCAAUGCUUUUUUCGAACUCCCAGCUACCGCUACUUCGACCAUCAACGUUCCCGUGCCCACUAAGCCGCCCGUCUCUAAUGACUCGAACUAUCAGGAUCCUCGCAACGUCCCGGUUCCUCCCCGGCGACACCCUAACCCGUUCACCGAACAGCUAGGCAAUGGUCAUCCGUCCAUGAUGGAAGACAUGAUCGCGCAGUACAACCGACAGAAUCCUGCUAACCAGAUCCCACCCUACGUGUUUUGUACAUCUCUUCACGGCCGCACUCGCGUGUACACACGCCGUGAGAUUUGGCUAGCAAUCCAAGCUGGAGUUAACGAUAUGGGCUUCGAUGUGCGAACUAAUGACAGAUCGCUUGGUGCGGCUUGGCCGCGCCGCUUGGGUUUCCAAAGGCCCGUCAACGUCGGCGAUGUUGCCGGAAGAGUGAUGGAGUACCCUCUUGGUGCUGAUGAGUAUGAGUUGCCUUUGACCCAACCUGCCGACGAAGCCACGCUCAUGAUGGACCGCGUAACCUUCCUCCACGACGGCACCUACACCGGCGUAAUCCGGUACACCAACGCGACCCAGUGGCACAACUGCUAUCCCCAUGGCUGGCACACCUUCCAACGCGGCCGAAACGCCACUCGCACCCUCGUUCAGCGGGGCAUGGGCGCUAUCCGAGGCGCCUGGGAUCACUGGCUCGGUUAUCAGCAUGGCGGUUACGAGCGCUUGGAUGACGAGCGGAACGAGCGGCAGCAGCAGCAGCAGCAGCAGCAGCAUGGCCGGAACGUGCAGAAUAGAGAUCCUAAUUGCCCUCCUGGAUGGAUCUAG
This is a messenger RNA of Daldinia decipiens, 999 nucleotides long. RefSeq lists its product as uncharacterized. The record is from RefSeq and is a predicted model, not a curated record. The transcript is spliced from 3 exons. Lineage: Eukaryota; Fungi; Ascomycota; Sordariomycetes; Xylariales; Hypoxylaceae. Bases 1 to 999 code for a protein of 332 amino acids.